AAAAAUAAGACGGAGAAAGAUUCAAUUUUCAUCACUUUUCUGCUACAAGUACAAAUGUUGCUGCAAUGCAGCAAUUGGGAAGCUUCGCGCAAAAAAAUGCGCUCAUUAUACAUACCUUACCAAAUUAUUCCUACGCACAGGCCAUGUUAUAUUCAGACUAAGUACCAUUGUACAUUAUUGUGGAUGUUGUGUAAAUCUUUUCUUUUUGCAUAAUUAUACUUAUUGUUUGAGAGGGGCCAGGUAUCAAAUUAAAAAAAUGCUUUCACUGAUGUAUGCCUGGUAAGGAAAGUAAUUCCAAUACAAACAAGACUUACAAGACUUGUAAAUGUAAUGUGACAUGACAGUAGUGCAACAUUGUUCUGUUAGUGUUACUACUGUAGUCAAUAAUAAUAGAUGAUAACAAAUAUCAAAGCAUGUACAUUUCAUUUUCCCCUAUAAUGGUACUCAUUUUCUAUAAAUAUCAACAACAAAUCAUUGUAAGAGUAAUAAUAUCUGUCAUAUGCUGCGGUUCGGACCGGAAUGUCCGUCCCGAGGGGACCCUGACAUGGGCGGAUUCCCGAGAGACGAAUAUUCUGAUCCGAACCGCAAUCAUAUGUCAGAUAUUUGUCUUGCAUAUUCUGCAAUAUUAUUUCAUAUCUAAAAUGGUUUACCUAAAUAAGAUAUUUGUUUUAUGGAAAUUAAUGAAAUUUCAUCCAUAACUGUUUUCUUACAAUAGCGUAUGAAUUUACAAAAUUAAUAACAACGUCGAAAUGACGUCAUCCAUUAUUAUUCAUUAAAGGGGCUAAAAUGACGUUGUUGUAUCGCACGCGACUCAUCUGGCACCCCCAUGCCAGAUGAAAUUUCCGGCAAAGGUAAAACUCAAGAAAACGACAGUCUGAUAUGCAAGAAAUAUAAAAAUCCUUAUAUAAAUAAACCAAAACAAAAACUUUAAUCAACUUUUGUUUCAAUAUGUCCUUACAUAUAUCGUGGCAAAUGAUAUAUCAUGAUAUAACAAGAAAAGCAUUGACGCAAAGCAUCAAAAGGAGUCUAAGCAAGAAAUGCAGGAAAUGAGGAUGAACAAGUAGACAUCUGAUAUCUAGAUAUUCUUAUAAAGUUUUCAAUGGUUAAUUGGAUUUUACCAGAAUUUUAUAUCGUAGAUAAUUGGGAGGACAAAAUACCUUAUUACCUGAUACCUUAUAUCAAUUUAUUUUGGUAUUUUUUACUGUUUUCUGAAAUUCCUAAAACGUCUACGUUCGCGAACUUUUGACCGGUCAAUAGUUUCGACUGUUUCCCUAGCGUGCUCUGACGUCAUAGAGGAUACCCCCUUGGAGCGUCAUAAACCUGACGUGACGUGACGUAGUUAAAAAAGAUUGUUAGAUUCGAAAAGUUUAAAUUAUUUAAAAUACUGAAAGUAGAACACACACUGGAAUGAACAAAUAGGAUGAAUUUCAAAAAUACCAAAUUCAGGAUUUUUUGUUUGUUAUACACGUUAUAUCGUGAAACAUUAUUUAUCAAUAUAAUGGAAGACUGUUACCUGAGUUUUAGAUAGGUAUGAGGAAAUUCAGUAAUAUUAUGUUCGUGCGAGUCAAAGAAAUAAAAGCUACUUGACAUUGGUAAUAAAUAAAGAGCUAUUGUUAAUAAUUUUAUUGGGAGGAGAUUUACGCUCCCUUCGCAGCUUACUGAAUACACUCCCGUUACUUCAGACCGCUGCUGUAAUACCCGUCGAUUCGUGAUAUUGACCUUUACAGUGAACUUUGAACGACCAAUGAAAGUUUUCCAAAUUCCAAAUCGCCCUAAAACCUAUACGCAUUUUCAUUGGUUGAAACAGAUGACGUGUGUGCAACAUUAUAAAUAGACGGGUAUUUUCCAAUAAUUUUAUAAACAAAAUGGCGACUGUUAACAACUCAACUUUCGAUAAGCUUUCAAAACGGUUCAAUUAUGGAUUUAUUAAACCCUUUCAAAAGGCAGUGAUAUAAUCAAUCAUUGAGCAGAACAAUAACACAUUUGUAUGUGCAAAGACAGGAUCGGGAAAGUCCCUGUGUUUUCAAGGGUUAGCAUAUUUAUGUAGCGAACUUUGUGUGAAGGAAAACCCAAUUGUUUUGGUAACUUCGCCGUUAAUUUCACUGAUGGAGACACAAGUCCAGGAAUUAUUAGAUAGACAGAUUUCUGCCACAUACAUUGGGAAGGAUUCCAGCGAAAAUGGUGAUAUUCGUAGAGGAAAAUAUUCGUAUGUCUACUCUAACCCAGAAUAUGUAACAUCGGGUGUGUGGAGAGAUAUGCUGAGGAAUUCCAUUUACAGAAAAAAUCUAGUCUGUAUUGUGUUUGACGAAGUACGCACUGCUGUGUCAUGGGGCUUAGACAAAACAGAUGAAGAGGCAUUUCGCCCAGAGUUUGCAAGGGUUGGAGAACUCCGAUCUAUGAUAUCAAAUAUUCCUAUGCUGGCACUGACUGCCACAACAAAUCCACCGGUUCGAGCGAAAAUACAACGUUUGCUUGCUAUGAAAACACCACUUGAGAUAGUUGAAUCCCAAUACAGAGAAAACAUUAUAAUAUCAGUGAUUAAAGUACCAGUGCAACUAGAAGCAGCAUUCAAGUGGAUUGUUGAUUUGAUGAACAGAGAUCAAAAAAAAUUGUAUGAAAGUUAUUUUUUACUGUAAGAUAAUUCAAGAUUGUUCAAAAUUGUACAUGUACUUUACAGAUGAAGUCAAGGAUAGAGAAUUGUUUGACAUGUAUCAUUCAAGAACUACUGAUAAGGUAAAAUUCAAAUUCUUUCCACAAUUAAAGAGCCAAGCAGCACUCUACGGAUCAUCAUAGCUACAAAAGCUGUUGGAAUGGGGUUAAACUUUCAAUCAAACCAUGUCAUACAUUAUGGACCACCAUCCGAAUAUGAUGCAUACCUUCAGCAGAUUGGUAGAGUUGGCCGUGACGGAUCAGU
Ruditapes philippinarum (Manila clam) is the source of this 2914-nucleotide messenger RNA. Its product is annotated as bifunctional 3'-5' exonuclease/ATP-dependent helicase WRN-like. NCBI's taxonomy places the organism in Eukaryota, Metazoa, Mollusca, Bivalvia, Venerida, Veneridae. Bases 2106 to 2636 code for a protein of 176 amino acids. The transcript is spliced from 2 exons. Gene Ontology annotation, cellular component: chromosome; nucleus; cytoplasm. Gene Ontology annotation, molecular function: 3'-5' DNA helicase activity; four-way junction helicase activity. Gene Ontology annotation, biological process: telomere maintenance; double-strand break repair via homologous recombination. The record is from RefSeq and is a predicted model, not a curated record.